UCUGAAUCUCUCCCACCUCACUCAUCCCUCCCCCUUGAGCUCUCUCUCUCUCUCUGCUCAUCCCCAACCAAUUCCUCCUCCACUUCCCAAGUCCCAGCGAGAACCACUGGUCGCGGACGGCGACGGCGCGCCGAGCAGCUGCCGGCCUCCUCCCCUUCCUUCCCCAGCCGGCCGGUUCUCCCACGAGCUCCAGUCCGCCACCACCCAGCAAAAUCCGUCACCAGGCAAGCCGUGCUCAUACGAGAGAGCGGCGGCGAAGAACCCGCUUCCGCUUCGUGAGGCUUCGAUGGCCACGAGGGCUUUGAGGGAGGUGGUGGUGAGGAGGAGGGUCGGAGCGGCGGGGAUUGGAGGGGGCAGGCGCUUCUCCGACAGCGCCGCCGCCGCUGCUGCUGCUCCGGUGGGGGCGGCGGAUAGGGGAGACGGGGGAGGGGGGAAGGCGGUGAACCUCUUCACCGCCGUCAACCAGGCGCUCCACAUCGCGCUCGACACCGAUCCGCGCUCUUAUGUCUUUGGAGAGGAUGUGGGUUUCGGCGGUGUCUUCCGCUGUACAACAGGGCUAGCCGAACGAUUUGGGAAACAAAGAGUAUUCAAUACACCAUUGUGUGAACAGGGUAUUGCCGGAUUCGCUAUUGGCUUAGCAGCAAUGGGGAACAGAGCUAUUGCCGAAAUCCAGUUUGCAGAUUAUAUCUUUCCAGCAUUUGAUCAGAUCGUCAAUGAAGCAGCUAAAUUCAGGUACCGAAGUGGAAAUGAAUUUAACUGUGGAGGUUUAACAAUUCGAUCUCCAUAUGGUGCUGUUGGGCAUGGUGGUCACUACCAUUCACAGUCACCAGAGGCUUUCUUCUGCCAUGUUCCUGGCCUGAAGGUUGUCAUACCUCGGAGUCCACGUGAGGCCAAGGGACUGUUACUGGCCAGCAUUCGUGACCCAAACCCAGUCAUCUUUUUCGAGCCAAAGUGGUUGUACCGUUUGUCUGUUGAAGAAGUUCCUGAGGGGGACUAUAUGCUGCCUUUAUCCCAGGCAGAAGUGAUCCGCAAAGGAAGUGAUAUAACACUUAUUGGUUGGGGAGCUCAACUUGCGGUGCUGGAACAAGCAUGUGAAGAUGCUUCAAAGGACGGAAUUUCUUGCGAGCUCAUAGAUCUAAGAACACUAAUUCCAUGGGACAAGGAAACAGUCGAGGCCUCUGUCAGCAAGACUGGAAAGCUUCUUAUUAGUCAUGAGGCCCCGAUCACCGGAGGGUUUGGUGCGGAAAUCGCCGCAUCCAUUGCUGAGCGCUGCUUCCAGAGGUUAGAAGCGCCUGUCGCGAGGGUCUGCGGCCUCGACACCCCUUUCCCUCUUGUUUAUGAACCAUUCUACAUGCCCACAAAGAACAAGAUUCUGGAUGCUAUUAAAGCAACUGUAAAUUACUGAGGUUGGUGCAGGAGAGCAGCAAGCUGGUAUAUAUUGCUGUAUGUAGAAACUGCCAUUAUGUAUUUAUGUGUAUAAGUGACUAUAUAUUGCUGGUCCGUGGCGUAAAUGCACAUCCACGCACAAGUUUAUCCGAGACUACACCAAUAAAAUUGCAAAUAUUCUGCAA
Molecule: messenger RNA, 1571 nt
Organism: Triticum urartu
Lineage: Eukaryota; Viridiplantae; Streptophyta; Magnoliopsida; Poales; Poaceae
Product: 2-oxoisovalerate dehydrogenase subunit beta 1, mitochondrial
Biological process (GO): branched-chain amino acid catabolic process; response to nutrient
Cellular component (GO): oxoglutarate dehydrogenase complex
Source: RefSeq, a predicted model, not a curated record